CGUCUGCGCAUGCGCAUACCAAUCGUAUCUUUCGGCUAAAAGAACAGUGAAGUCUUUAACGGCGUUAAUUCCUUCAUUUCCACGCUGUACUCAUUAGUCUAUCUUAUGAUAAACUGCACUUUCUUUAUACAUUUUUCGUCCCACUGAGAUAUGAAUCUUCUCAGGCUAGCUUAGCUUGCUAGUUAGCUUAGCUCGCUAGUUAGCUUCGCUUGCUAGCUGCUAACAAAGAGAGGCGGAAGUUCUCAAAGCAUCGCUAGGCAGAGCUCAAAUACGUCUGUGACGAACAUCAUCUCCCUGAGCAGCAGGAGUGGACCUAAAAAAAAAUGGAGCAAGAGGAGCCACAGCCCCUCCACAUCAAAGAGGAAGAAGAGGAGCCCUGGCAAAUUAAAGAGGAAGAAGGGGAGCCACAGCCCCUCCACAUUAAAGAGGAAGAGGUGGAACACAACAUCAGUCAUUUAGGAGAGCAGCUUGAAUGGUUGGAGGAGUUCCCAAUGAUUGGUGUCCCUGUGAAGAGUGAAGAUGAUGAGGUCAAAGGUGAAAGUGAGGAGAGGAGAGAGGCGGAGCCUCCAAGCAGCAGCUCAACUCAACACAUGACAACAGAAGCUGAUGGAGACCACUGUGGAGGAUCACAAGCAGACAAGCUCUUAGCUCCACUAUCAGAUAGUGAGGACACAACGUCACACUCUCCUGACACUGAUGAUGAAGACUCUAAAGAUGACAAGACAUGUCACACUGACAACACACGCUUUAAAUGCUCUCUCUGCGACAAAACCUUCAAUCACCGUUAUAAUCAGAAAAUACACAUGAGGACACACACAGGAGAGAAACCGUUCAUGUGCGCAUUUUGCAGUAAACGAUUCUCUCAGAAGCAACAUUUGAAAGUACACACAAGACUACACACUGGAGAAAAACCUUUUUCAUGUUCAAUUUGCGGCGAGGAUUUUAUACAGAAUGAAUAUUUGAAAGUACACAUGAGAAGCUCCCACUCUGGAGACACAUUUACAAAAGCAUUCACCUGUUCGGUUUGUGGUAAAAGUCUAGUCAAUAAUCAAAGUUUGAAAAUACACAUGAGAAGAAUACACACCGGUGAAAAGCCGUAUUCCUGUUCCAGCUGCCACAAAAGCUUUUGUGACCAGUCAGCGCUCGCAGUGCACAUGAGAACACACACCGGAGAGAAGAAAUGCAUUUGUUCAAUCUGUGGUAAAGGUUUAGUAAAUAAUCAGUGUUUAAAAAUACACAUGAGAAGAAUACACACUGGCGAAAAACCUUAUUCCUGUUCGAGCUGCAACAAAAGCUUCUGCGACCGGUCAGCACUUGUCGUACACAUGAGGACGCACACCGGGGAAAAACCAUGUGUCUGCGCAGUCUGUGGCAAAAGCUUAGUGGAUAGCAAAUGUAUGAAAGUGCACAUGCGAACGCACACUGGUGAGAAACCAUAUACCUGUUCUGUCUGCAGCAAAUGCUUUUCUGACCGAUCGACGCUUGCGAGACACGUAAGACGACACACCGGGGAGAAAGUGUUGAGUUGCGGUGUGUGCGGUCAAAGUUUUUCUUAUAAGUACCAGUUGGAGAAACACAAAUGUGCUGGUGAGAACAGCAGCAGCACAUGAAGCUGCAGGAUUUGAAAUAAUCUGUCAAAAGUUUGUUAGCAUUGACAUCAUCACAUGUGACUAUGUUGUCAUUAAAAUGUAUUGGUUAUUCUCCGGUGUAAAUGUGUACAUUUCGCUCCCGUCACAUUUAUAACCCACUUUCUGAGCAAAGCUGUUUGUUUGUGAAGGUGUUCCCAUAUUGCAAAUGAAACCACGCCUCCACCCUACCCCAAAGUAGCAGAAUAUUUUGUUUUGAAAAUGUACACUGUUUCAAUAUAUUUAUUGAAGACAAUUUUUUUUUUUUUUAUAAAGUUGA
Messenger RNA from Entelurus aequoreus (snake pipefish), 1905 nucleotides. Its product is annotated as oocyte zinc finger protein XlCOF6.1-like. Lineage: Eukaryota; Metazoa; Chordata; Actinopteri; Syngnathiformes; Syngnathidae. The transcript is spliced from 2 exons. The record is from RefSeq and is a predicted model, not a curated record. The coding region runs from base 324 to 1610 and encodes 428 amino acids.